Messenger RNA from Scomber japonicus (chub mackerel), 1421 nucleotides. RefSeq names its product golgin subfamily A member 7-like. Gene Ontology annotation, cellular component: Golgi stack; palmitoyltransferase complex. The coding region runs from base 44 to 478 and encodes 144 amino acids. Lineage: Eukaryota; Metazoa; Chordata; Actinopteri; Scombriformes; Scombridae. The record is from RefSeq and is a predicted model, not a curated record. Gene Ontology annotation, biological process: protein targeting to membrane; Golgi to plasma membrane protein transport; peptidyl-L-cysteine S-palmitoylation. The transcript has 6 exons.
GCGUCACGGAUGAACAGCAGCAGCUACAGAGGAAGCGUCCACUAUGGCUGAAACCCACAGCUUACAGGACCUCCAGCAGCCAGCUGUUUUCUCCAAGGUGUUUGUCCAGAGAGACUACGGCUCAGGGACCAUCUGCAGGUUCCAGACCAAGUUCCCCUCUGACCUUGAAUCAAGGCUCGAUAAGCAGCAGUUUGAGGAGACCAUCCAGACUCUAAACAACCUUUAUGCAGAGGCAGAAAAACUAGGGGGGAAGUCCUACUUGGAGGGCUGCCUGGCCUGUCUCACUGCUUAUACCGUAUUCCUCUGUAUGGAGACACACUAUGAAAAGGUGUUAAAGAAGAUCGCCAGAUAUGUUAAGGACCAGAAUGAGAAGGUAUACGCUCCCAGAGGCUUGCUGCUCACUGACCCCAUAGAGAGAGGUCUCAGAGUCGUUGAAAUCACCAUCUUUGAAGACAGAAGUAUUGGCUCUGGAAGAUAAAGAAUCUUGGAUGAUGACUUUGACCAGAUACUGUUAUUUUGUCUGGCAGCACAUUCAGACACCUUCUUCACCCGAAUGGAUGUAUAUAAUUUUGAUCUGAUCCCUUUCUCUGUUAUUUAUAUGUACUCUACUGUCUGCCUAUCUGUAUGUUUGUGUGUUUUCAUGUCUUUUUAUACAUGAGGUGAUGUAUAAAUCAUGUCCAAGUUGAUCAAAACCAGUCCUUAUGAAUAGUGCCAUUGUAUAAAAUGCCACUUUUGAUCAUGGUACUUAUAAGUGAUUUGACGUGUGUAUUGUUUUGCAAAUAAUAUAAAGUCGAAUAAUGUGUAGUCACCCGGAAUUGUCAUAGAAAUAGGUUAGGAUGGAGUUUUUGGCAUCAUCUGUAAACAGUAAUUCUGUUAUGGAUAACACUCCACAGUAUUAAUUGCUGGUUGUAGCCUUUGUUGAGGCAAAUGUUCUUAUAUGUGCAUGAAAGUGACUUUUAUUGGGGAAUCACGUCUUGUGCAAAAUACACAUUGGAAGUUCUGAGCUGGAGAUUUUUGUGACUUUAAAGAUGUAGAAUGUUUACUGUUAAUAAGUCCAUCACAAGGUGAUGAUCACAUAUAUCACAUCAAGUAAUGAUAACAUGACCUAGUGCAGUUUGAGAAAUGCCCUGCUCUCUGCUGUCAGAGAACCACUGCACUACAUGUCCUCUCUAAUUUUCAGCAGUCGUUGUUAAAUGUCUCUCUGAAGUUUCUCUGUCUAUAUUGCGAACGUCAUCCCCUUUUCUUUUUUUUUAAUAAUCACCAAACACCACAGAAACCUUAAACACAGAUGAUUGCUAUAGCUGGUGUUUGAUACAACAUGUCUACUUUUCUUACAAAUAUUGUUCUGAUUAUCGUAAUAAAUUGUCUUUUCUUGGAAAUCUGUAGAGCUCCUUGUGUUUGACUUUUAUUUCAAAUGUCAG